Messenger RNA from Eutrema salsugineum, 1821 nucleotides. RefSeq names its product probable protein phosphatase 2C 46. Bases 469 to 1605 code for a protein of 378 amino acids. Gene Ontology annotation, molecular function: cation binding; protein serine/threonine phosphatase activity. NCBI's taxonomy places the organism in Eukaryota, Viridiplantae, Streptophyta, Magnoliopsida, Brassicales, Brassicaceae. Gene Ontology annotation, biological process: protein dephosphorylation. The record is from RefSeq and is a predicted model, not a curated record. The transcript is spliced from 5 exons.
GGAGCCCUUUUCCUUUCUUGCUUUCUCUUCUCUUCUCUUUGCCUUCCUCUGGAAGAGAAGGUCGUCGUCCCUCAAGUGCUUCUUCUUCUUCUUCCUUUUAUCUCCUCCAUUUUUUUUCUGGAUCUGAUUCGGAUCUAUCGCUCUCUCUUUCUUCCACAUCGAUCCAACAACAGAUCUCCAUCAUUUUCUCACUUUUUUUCCUUCUUCCACCUGUAACUUGAUAAGACUUUGAGUUCAGAUUUUUCUCUCAUUACUAAACCCUAAAAUCCCUUGUGUAGAUUAAGAUUGCCUUUUGAUCUCAACCCUGGAACUCCUUUUGUUGACUCCAAGUCUGCGGGUGACUCUCUUCCUGUUACAUCUGCAGAAUCUCAGUGCAGAUUCAUAAAGCUACAUCGUUUCUAGUUGUUUGAUCCUGCAUCCCUUUGACGGAUGUGGAGGAAAAAGAGGGUUUCCCUGAUGACAUGAGGAAUGCUAUCAACUUUGAUGAAACUUUUGAGUGCUUGUCUGUGGCCUUCUUCCUCGGGCAAGUCCUCUGAUUCAACAGGAAAACAAGAUGGACUGCUCUGGUACAAAGACUCUGGUCAGCACCUACUUGGUGAAUUCUCAAUGGCAGUUGUUCAGGCCAACAAUCUGCUUGAGGAUCAGAGCCAGGUUGAGUCUGGCCCUUUGAGUACACUUGACUCUGGUCCUUUUGGAACCUUUAUCGGAAUCUAUGACGGACAUGGCGGUCCUGAGACCUCCCGCUUUGUCAAUGAUCACCUCUUUCAGCAUCUAAAGAGAUUCGCAGCAGAGCAUGCUUCUAUGUCGGUGGAUGUAAUUAGAAAGGCAUAUGAAGCGACGGAAGAAGGGUUCCUAGGGGUUGUGACAAAGCAGUGGCCGGUUAAGCCACAGAUUGCAGCGGUUGGGUCUUGCUGCCUGGUGGGUGUUAUAUGCGGAGGCAGGCUCUACAUCGCUAACGUUGGGGAUUCACGUGCAGUUCUUGGAAGGGCUAUGAAUGCUACAGGCGAGGUUAUUGCGCUUCAGCUCUCAGCGGAACAUAACGUGAGCAUAGAGUCUGUUAGACAGGAAAUGCGCUCCUUGCACCCGGAUGAUUCUCAUAUCGUCGUGUUAAAGCACAAUGUGUGGCGUGUUAAGGGUCUUAUUCAGAUAUCUAGAUCCAUCGGCGACAUCUAUCUUAAGAAGGCAGAGUUCAACAAGGAACCAUUAUACACGAAGUACAGACUCCGCGAGCCGAUCAAGAGACCGAUUUUGAGUGGGGAACCGUCAAUAACAGAGCAUGAGAUCCAACCACAAGAUCAGUUUCUGAUAUUUGCUUCUGAUGGACUAUGGGAGCAGAUGAGCAACCAAGAAGCCGUUGACAUCGUUCAGAACCACCCACGAAACGGGAUUGCACGGAGACUUGUGAAGAUGGCACUGCAAGCGGCGGCAAAGAAAAGAGAGAUGAGAUACUCUGAUCUGAAGAAGAUAGAGAGAGGCGUGAGGAGGCAUUUCCACGAUGACAUCACUGUGGUCGUCAUCUUCCUUGAUACCAAUGUAGUGAGCUCUGCCAAAGGACCCUCUCUUUCUAUCAGAGGCGGCGGUAUGACUUUCCCCAAGAAACUCUAAAGCUACUGCUACACUUUUUAGGUUCCAUCUUUUGUAGUUAUAUGAAAUCACUCUUGUUUGGUAUAAGAAUGUAAAAUUGUAACGUGAAAGCCAUACACUACUGACGUUUGGAACUCAUUCCAGUAAUUAUUAAUUGUUAUUUUAUUCAGCAAAACUUUGUGUAAUGAUGUAAUUUGUUGUUGAUGAUGAAUGAAUGUAGGCCUUUCUUCUGUCGUA